Molecule: messenger RNA, 1344 nt
Organism: Esox lucius (northern pike)
Lineage: Eukaryota; Metazoa; Chordata; Actinopteri; Esociformes; Esocidae
Gene: naxe
Product: NAD(P)HX epimerase
Cellular component (GO): mitochondrion
Molecular function (GO): NAD(P)HX epimerase activity
Source: RefSeq, marked provisional
GACCGAAAGUGUUUCUUUAAUGUUGCUCACAGACGCUGAUUGUUUAUUUGAUGUUUAUGUGAGACGCCGUAACGAAGAGCAGCAGUCACACGAAACCAAAACCAAUAAACUGUAGAUUGUAACAAUUGACUCGUAAGUUGUGCGCACUUGCAUUAUAUUGAAUACUCUAUCAUCUCUCAAAAUAUUUGAGGUAUUUCAGCUACUUGAAUGUUGAAUCUGCAUGCUCUGUUUGGCAUUGGGUUCCUUGUGACAUCACAGGCAACCAGAGUCCUAACCCACAGGGGAACAUGUCCACUGGUCAGUGGGACGAAUAUUCAAAAUAAGGAGUGUUUCCUUCGACAAGCAUCCAACAUGGCCCAGUCCAUCAAAUACCUUGGACAGGAGGAGGCACAGCAUAUUGAUGAGGAGUUGUUCACUGAGUAUGGUUUCAGUGUAGACCAACUCAUGGAGCUGGCAGGGCUCAGCUGUGCCACAGCUAUUGCUAGGGCCUACCCAACCAGCUCUCUGGUCAGAGCCAGACCCUCACUGCUUGUAAUUUGUGGACCAGGUAACAAUGGAGGAGAUGGACUGGUCUGUGCCAGACAUCUGAAAUUCUUUGGCUAUGAACCCACAGUACUAUACCCAAAAAGGCCAAACAAACCGUUGUUCCAGGGCCUGACCACCCAGUGUGAGAAAAUUGACAUCCCUUUCUUGACUGAGAUGCCAGAGGCAGUGGUGAUCGAUGAGGCUUACCACCUGGUGAUCGAUGCCAUAUUUGGCUUCAGCUUCAAGGGUGCGGUGCGGGAGCCUUUUAGCUCCAUCCUGGAUGUGCUGAAGAAGAUCACUGUACCCAUAGCUAGUAUCGAUAUCCCUUCAGGUUGGGACGUGGAGCAGGGCAGCACAGAUGGACUCCAACCUGACAUGCUUAUUUCCCUGACUGCACCUAAGAAGUCAGCAACUCACUUCCAAGGACGCUACCAUUAUCUGGGGGGACGUUUUAUCCCUCCUGCCCUGGAGAGGAAGUACCAGCUAAACCUACCCCAGUACCCCAGUACUGACAGUGUGUAUCAGCUAUAGUAGUGCCAACCAGUGGUGAAAUGGUUCCAAAUUAUGUGGGUAAAACAAAGGUUGUGAGUGAAGUAACACAACACCACUAUAUACCAUGCGUUUACAUCCACCUCCAACUGUAUAGGAAAAGGGCUGUGCAAGCACACUUGGGGUUUGAGAAGUUAUUGAUGUCAGUUAAUCCAUUAUGACAGGAAAGGUUAUAUCUACAUUUGAAUCUUUUGCUGUUGCAUUUAAAAUCUUCUGGUGAAUUCCUAUGAACAGCUGUUAUUCAAAUGUCAAAAAUUAAAAGCUCAGUAU